Molecule: messenger RNA, 474 nt
Organism: Torulaspora delbrueckii
Lineage: Eukaryota; Fungi; Ascomycota; Saccharomycetes; Saccharomycetales; Saccharomycetaceae
Exons: 1
Coding region: 1-474 (157 amino acids)
Source: RefSeq, a predicted model, not a curated record
AUGUCAAUUCAAUCCAAAUUCAAGAUCAAGAGACCUCAUAGCCCCGACCAUAUUGGAAUUCAUAAUUACAAGAAGCAAAGACUUCUUUUUGAUUUAGAGAAUCUGAGCCUUCACGAUGACAAGAAUCUGCAGCGACAACAGCAAUUGCAUAACAGCCGUCGAAAUCCACACCGCUCCGACGAUUCAUCGGUAGACGAUAUUUACAUCCCAUACGCGACAAGCAGUCACCCACUGAAGCUUUUGCAGAAUGAUAGCUCUGUUUUAAGAAAUUCUGACUUGGUAUACGCCAAGCUGAAAAAACUCGCGAGAGAUGAAGCCCUGCAAAUGAUAAAAUGGGUCGAUAUGAAGCAUCUUGUAUACACUCAAUGGUUUCAAUGGUUUCAGGCACACCUUGUAGGCGAAGGCUUUGGAAACACCAUUUUUGGCUCCAGAAGCAGUUGCGAUAUGGAUGGCGACAUUUAUAUGGAUGAGUGA